Momordica charantia (bitter melon) is the source of this 1149-nucleotide messenger RNA. Its product is annotated as RNA-binding (RRM/RBD/RNP motifs) family protein. Lineage: Eukaryota; Viridiplantae; Streptophyta; Magnoliopsida; Cucurbitales; Cucurbitaceae. The record is from RefSeq and is a predicted model, not a curated record. Gene Ontology annotation, molecular function: mRNA binding.
GCGGGUAUCCUCGGCCAAAAACCUGAGAGGCCGAGACCGAAAGUUCAAAUUUUUAUUCGAGUGUGCCCUAACCGCUCGCGAUUCGCAGCCUGAAAAUCGGAGCAUUUGGAACCCUAAUUCUGAGUUCUAAUUGCUCUUGGCCAUGGCGGGUCCUUCUUCCUCGGCUCCUUCAGCAGCUUCUUCCUCAUCAGGUGCCCAAUUCACGUUUUCAAACGCCUCCUACUUUCCUCUUCCUUUUCAUCUCCAGCAGUCUGCUCCGCCAGCGGCAGCCGCUCAGUACCCGACUCCCUAUGUCGCUGCUCCGGGUCCUCCGCCAGUUCCGCUCCCCGUCGCAUCAGUUUAUCCGACUCCUGCUCCGGGUCCGGCUGUCUAUACUCUCCCUCAAUACCAGCAGGCCCAACAACUAUUUCAAAGGGAUGCCCAAACGAUAACACCUGAAGCUCUUGAGAGUGUUAAAGCUGCGCUAGCAAGUAGUGAGAUCGAGCAUAAAGCAGAAACCAAAAAGAAAGCUAUUCCUCGCAAAGCUGCCGGGCAAUCUUGGGAGGACCCAACGCUUGCUGAGUGGCCAGAAAAUGACUACCGUCUGUUUUGUGGUGAUCUUGGCAAUGAAGUGAAUGAUGAUGUGCUCUCUAAAUCAUUCUCACGAUUUCCUUCAUUCAACAUGGCUAGAGUUGUUAGAGAUAAGCGAACUGGUAAAACCAAGGGCUAUGGAUUUGUAAGCUUCUCCAAUCCUACUGACCUUGCUGCAGCACUUAAAGAAAUGAACGGCAAGUACGUCGGAAAUAGGCCGAUAAAACUAAGAAAGAGCAAUUGGAAGGAAAGGACAGAUUAUGAAGCGCUUGAAAGACACAAGAACCACACUCAAAAGAAAUCAAAGCUUCCAAAGAAGAGUAUCUUGCACAAGUGAAGACUGUUCUGAAUUCGUGUCUUUUACUAUCCGAGUUUAAUCGUCAAUCGAGUGAUUGGUAUCACUUGUCAGAAAUUUGAUGGAGUUUGUAUCUGAUAGAGCUUUCCGUUCUCUGCUGCAACUUUAAUCGUGCAUCAGAAUAGAUGUUUUACUUUGAACGAGUCAAUUUUGUAAAUUGUUGUGCAUUUUUCUUUCCUAUUGGCAAUUUAAUGAAGGAAUAGUUAUAAUUAUUUUUGAACCGA